AUGAAGGGUGUUGGUAAAGAAAUGACCAAGUACCUUAAUGAUUUUCAGUUUGGGGUCGGCGUGUCGGGUGGCGCUGAGGCCAUUUUACACAACGUCAAUAGAGUUCUAAGUGAACGUCACACUGAUGGGUCUCUUGCAAUGUUUAUGGUAGAUUUUUCUAAUGCUUUUAACCAGGUGGAUAGAUCAGCCUUACUUCGUGAGGUCAGGAUGAGGUGUCCUUCUAUUUCUUUGUGGAUUAAAUUUCUAUAUGGGCAGCCAGCAAGAUUGUAUCUUGGAGAUGGGCACAUUUGGUCUACCAUGGGAGUUCAGCAAGGGGACCCAUUGGGACCACUUCUUUUCGCUCUUGUUUUGCACCCCCUUGUGCAUCAGAUUAGAGACAAAUGCAAGCUUCUCCUUCAUGCUAGGUAUCUUGAUGAUGGGACUGUCAUUGGAAGUUCAGAAGAGGUGGCUAGAGUGUUGGACAUCAUUAGGGUGUCAGGUCCAACAUUGGGCCUUGAACUUAAUAUUAAGAAAACUGAGCUAUUUUGGCCUUCUUGUGAUGGUAGCAAGUUUCGUGAAGGGUUAUUUCCUAAGGACAUCAGGAGGCCGUUAGUGGGGGUGAAGCAUCUUGGGGGGGGGGCUGUUAGUAGAGACGCAAGCUUUAUUAGUGGGUUGGCAAAGAAAAGAGCUGCUAAGGCAGUAGAUUUGAUGCGUCUUCUACCGAAAUUAGGUGACCCGCAGAGUGAACUACUCUUGCUUCGAUCCUGUAUGGGCAUUGCCAAACUUUUCUUUGGCUUGAGGACAUGCCAACCUGUACACAUGGAAGAUGCAGCGUUGCUCUUUGACAAAGGUUUGCGUGAGGCGAUUGAGGAAUUGGUGGUUUGUGGAGGUCCUUUCUUUGGAGACCUCCAGUGGCGACUUGCUUCUCUACCUAUUAGGUUUGGAGGUUUGGGGUUGUAUUCGGCUGUAGAGGCUUCAUCCUACGCUUUUGUGGCUUCGAGGGCCCAAUCGUGGGUGCUACAGGACCACAUCUUAAGAGACAGUGGCAUAUGCGAUAUGGAUUCUGAUUAUGUUUGUGCUUUGGCUUGUCUUCGUGACACGAUUCCAAGCUUUGACUUCAGCGGUUUCACUAAUAAGGACACCGCCCCCCUAAAGCCCAUCACACAUUGGCGCGUGCUCUUUUUAGUAAAAUUGUCCACGAAAUCGAAGUGCAGUUUGACUUGA
Molecule: messenger RNA, 1203 nt
Organism: Helianthus annuus (common sunflower)
Lineage: Eukaryota; Viridiplantae; Streptophyta; Magnoliopsida; Asterales; Asteraceae
Exons: 1
Coding region: 1-1203 (400 amino acids)
Source: RefSeq, a predicted model, not a curated record